CGACUCAACGAAUAAACCCAAACAGAGUCAAUCAAACACCUCUUCUUCUGCUUCUUUGACAUGUUUCCACCAAAUGGCAUCAUAUGUCAGGUUCUCCACCACAAUCUUUUUCUGCUUCUUCUUAUCUCUCUCUUCAAGUCAGAAAGUCACCUUGAGUCUCUACUACGAAGCUCUAUGCCCCUUUUGUGCAGAUUUCAUCGUUAACCACUUGCCUCAGAUCUUCCAAAACGGCUUAAUCUCAUCCAUUGAUCUCCACCUCGUUCCAUGGGGUAACACCCUUUUCCAACCAGAUGGCACCAUUCUCUGCCAGCACGGGGAAGCUGAAUGUGCGCUCAAUGCUAUUCAUGCCUGUGCAAUUAACGCAUACCCUGAUGUUAUGAAGCAUGUUGGAUACAUCUACUGUACCGAACGACUGGUCUUGGAAAACAAGCUCGAACAAUGGGCUGAUUGUUUCGAAUUGGUUGGUUUGAGCAGAGCAGCCCUUGAUUGCUACAUCAAUGGGUACGGACACCAGCUUGAACUGAAGUAUGCUGAAGAAACCUCAGAGCUUAAUCCAGCACAUACUUUUGUGCCAUGGGUGGUUGUGAACAACCAACCACUUCAAGAGAACUAUCAGAACUUUGUAAUGUAUGUAUGCAAUGCUUAUGGGAGCAACCAGGUGCCAGAAGCGUGCAUGAACCUCAACCAUUCAUUGGAGACUCUAAGCACGGUUAAUAGUUCAGUAGAGAAGCUAAGUUAUAGUCACCAAGUUUGCUAUGCCAAUCAAUAACAUUUUGAAUCCAAAAACCCAUAGAAUCUCUAUCUAGGACAAUGAAAUGUUUGUGAGAUCUUCUUACCCUUCACAAAUCUGCUCCACUAAAAUUUUCUUCUACAACAUGUAACUGAUGAUUUUCAAAAAUAAUAUACAGUGCACUCUUCUUGAA
Brassica oleracea var. oleracea is the source of this 923-nucleotide messenger RNA. RefSeq names its product GILT-like protein F37H8.5. The transcript is spliced from 5 exons. Gene Ontology annotation, molecular function: oxidoreductase activity, acting on a sulfur group of donors, disulfide as acceptor. The record is from RefSeq and is a predicted model, not a curated record. Lineage: Eukaryota; Viridiplantae; Streptophyta; Magnoliopsida; Brassicales; Brassicaceae. The coding region runs from base 74 to 769 and encodes 231 amino acids.